Molecule: messenger RNA, 2184 nt
Organism: Cryptococcus wingfieldii CBS 7118
Lineage: Eukaryota; Fungi; Basidiomycota; Tremellomycetes; Tremellales; Cryptococcaceae
Exons: 7
Coding region: 1-2184 (727 amino acids)
Biological process (GO): chromatin remodeling
Cellular component (GO): RSC-type complex
Molecular function (GO): protein binding
Source: RefSeq, a predicted model, not a curated record
AUGGGGGCCAAAAGAAAGAGCUCCGCCCGCCAACCUCCUGCAAUCUCAGCAAAUCACGCCGACAGCCAGCCUCCCCUCCCCUCCGAGUCAGUCAUCUCCGAUGACCCCUCUGCAUCCACCACGGCCGACAACCGAUUGCGCAAGAGAAAGCUUGAUGUCAACCCCAGCCUCAUUAUUCCUGCCGAUGGAGGAAGAUCAAUGAGGAGAAGAAGCCCGUCGCCGCAUGUAGCAAAGCAAGAGGGGAACGCGGACGCCGACCCGAAAGACCCGGCGAGGGCAAAAGAACUGGGGAUGAGGAUUUGGCAAAAGAUUAUGGAGGCCCAGACGAAAGAUGGGGAGCCCAUGGCUGAGCCUUUUGUCAAGCUGCCUCCCAAGCGACAAUUUCCGGACUACUACGAGACCAUAAAGCAUCCCAUGAGUCUUGAAAUCGUCAAACAAAGGCUUGACAAGCAAGAAUAUGAUACUCUCAAAGAUGUCGUUGCGGACAUUGGACAAAUCUUCAACAAUGCGAAAAGAUACAAUGUCAGAGAAUCGGCGCUUUUCCAAUGGGCCAAGAAACUCCAUGCAACCAAGGAGGACUCGGACUCUGAGGGAGACGAGCAAGAUGAAUUUACGUCUGAACCUGUCCACAGGGAGCGUACCGAGACGUUGCCUCCUGAUGCGGACGGAAGCAGUGCGCGGGAAGACGAAGAUGACGCCAAACUCCUCAACAAGAAGAAGAAGGGACCCUAUGUCGCUAGGGAGGGGCCGACAGUGUACAAAUUGAUCAAGCCUGUGCUCAAAGCAAUCAAGGAAGCCAAGGCUUACGACGGAAGCGGUCGUCUCAUCUCGGACGUAUUCAUGCAACUGCCAGAUCGCAAGGAUCUGCCCGACUACUACAAGACCAUCAAGACUCCUAUAUCAUUGGAAGAGAUUGAGGCGAAGCACUCCGGAAGGCGGUACGAGACCUGGGAAGAAUUCUUUGACGACUUGGAACUCAUGUGCAACAAUGCCAUGGAGUACAAUACGGAUGAGAGCGCGGUAUUCCAGGACGCAAAGAGGAUCAAGGACAUGUUCCCCCAGCAACGUGCCGAGACCAAGCUUCGGCUUACUUUACCUCCUGGUACGAAGCUCUCCGCCCGUCAGAAGGCCAGCGCCAUGAUCCCCGUGCGAGUCGCCAAUCCCCAUCUGGGGUAUGCUCCCUCGACUGCUACGGUCAAUUCACCGGUCACUGCCACCAUGCCCAUGUCGGGUCAUAUGACUGCUCGAGGCUCCCAUGGGUUCCCAGGGCAAAUACCAACCCCGUCGCCUGGGGCACACCACUCCAUCCCUCAAACAGCUUAUCCUGCACCUUCGCCGUCAUAUUCGCAGUCACCAUACCAUGGCUCACAUUCACUUCCCCGUCCGGGAAUGUCUCAUACAAGCUCAUCAUCGUACCUCCCGGCACUUCCGUUGGGCGUGGUCACAGAGGAAGUCGUCGCUUCUCUCGACCGGUACCCGGUACACGAACAACAGCAGUGGCUGAAUAGCCUCCCGCCUCAUGGUGUGGCCACGUACCGUUCACUCAACGUGGUUGUCGAACAGAAGAAGAGACAGGCCGCUGCCCAAGCUCAAGCUCGAGCGCAAGCAGAGGCUCAGGCCCAAGUACAAGCUCAGAAUGCGGCGCGUGUUCAAGCGCAGGCGCAUGCCCAGGCUCAGGCCAUGUACCAAUCCUUCUCACAAACCCAAACUCCUUCCCACGUGCCAUCUCCGAGCCCCGCAGCCCGCAGUGGUGCUUCAACACCUGCCUUGCCCACACCACAAGCAGAAAGAAGACCGCCUCCCCCGCAGCCAUUGAUCUCCCACCUCGAUCUCUCUUACACCUCACCUUCUGCUUUUGGCUCUCAGCAGCAGAUCAUCAAAUUGAGAAAUUCCAGAGGUGUGGUAGCGCAUUCCAUCUUGCUGGAUUGCAAUACCAGCGAGCUGGAGAUUGCAGCGUACCCAGACUUGGCACUGGCCGCAGAGCGAGGGGACCAGCAGGACGAACAAGAUAUGACGCUGCACCUGAAUGGGGUGGUAUCUAGUACAGGAAGGGUAGUUGAGAAGGAAGGAAUGAAGUGGACAGUGGCUGUGCCGCUGAGCAAGAAUGAGAACCGGAUCGAGGUGGCGGUAGGGAAAGGUGGCAGUCAAGGGGAAACUGUUAUCAUCUACCUGAAUCGACAAUGA